UCAUCAUCAUCAUCUUCAUCAUCAUCAACAGGACAAUUGACAACACAUUGGAGCACUCGGAAGAUGACCACUCGAUCGGCCACACACGCUGGCUCAUGGUAUCCAGCAUCCAAGACUCGGUUGGAGGACGACCUGAAGGGCUGGUUGAGCGAUGCCCACGCCAACGAACAGCCGGUCAAUCACGCCCAGGCUUGGAAAUCGGUUUGCAUGCCCGUCCCGAUCAAAGACUGUCGAGCUAUCAUUGCCCCACACGCUGGUUACAGCUACUCCGGACGAGCCGCUGCUUGGGCUUACAAGCUCAUCGAUACAGAUCAAAUAAAACGGGUCUUCAUCCUUGGUCCUUCGCAUCACGUCUAUCUGGACUGCUGUGCGCUGUCGAAAUGCACCCAAUACGCAACCCCACUAGGCGAUCUACCGAUCGAUACUUCCAUUAACGAAGAGUUAAAAGCCAAGAACCGGUUUGGUGAAAUGAGUCUUCAGACGGACCAGGAAGAACACAGCAUAGAACUGCAUCUCCCGUACAUCCGGCACAUCUUCAAAAACCACGACAUCAAGAUCGUUCCGAUCUUAGUAGGCUCGAUCACGUUUGCAGAAGAGCUCGAAUACGGUGCUCUAUUGGCACCUUACCUAGCCGAUCCGGAGAACCUAUUUGUGGUUUCCAGCGACUUUUGUCAUUGGGGGACACGAUUUUCAUAUACCUAUUACCAAGAUCCACGUUCGACUGAGCCGGCCAAACGACUGAGUCCAGGCUCUCCACCGCCGGAAUAUCCGAUCCACCAGUCGAUCGAGAAUCUCGACAAAGAGGCCAUCGAAGCCAUUUCUCUUCAGGACCCCAGCCAGGCUCAUGAGACAUUCAAAGGGUAUCUCAAACGGACAAAAAACACGAUCUGUGGUCGCCAUCCGAUCGGCGUCCUCUUAGGCUCCAUGAUCAAGCUUCAGCAGACCCGCUCGACUCCUCCUCCGCCUCAACAACAGUUACAGCUUGUUCGCUAUGAACAGUCUAGUCAAUGUUUCACUCUCAGUGAUAGUAGUGUCAGCUACGUCAGUGCUUUUUUAAGACUCCCAGCUUGACUUCGCUUCUCUCUUUUCUUUUUUCAAAGAA
Puccinia graminis f. sp. tritici CRL 75-36-700-3 is the source of this 1102-nucleotide messenger RNA. RefSeq lists its product as uncharacterized. The transcript has 7 exons. The coding region runs from base 64 to 1071 and encodes 335 amino acids. NCBI's taxonomy places the organism in Eukaryota, Fungi, Basidiomycota, Pucciniomycetes, Pucciniales, Pucciniaceae. The record is from RefSeq and is a predicted model, not a curated record.